CACUGCAACCGGCAGGGCUCCAAAACCUGCCCCAGCCACUCUGACGCCUGCGCUGUGGUCCGCGGCCACGGAAGUGGAGUCAUGAAGUCUUGCUCCUACAAAUCCUUCUGUAACCAGGCUAACACUCAGGGAUACCGAGCCCCAGGGGUCAGAGCUCACUGCUGCUUCACCGAUAACUGCAACGUGUCGGGCGGUGCCCCGGGGCUCAGCAGCGGGCUCAACGUUCUGCUGGUCCUCCUCCCCAUUUCACUACACCUGCUCUUUAUUUAACCGCCCCUAUUGCCCUCUCACACCCCCCACACCAUGUCAUUUUACAGUCAUGGAUAACCUGGCUACUCAAAAAAAACCUCCUUCUGAACCUGCUGUCAUCUCACGUAACUACCCCCCAGACACUCCCUCCACACCUUGCUGGUGCAUAGGCGAUGGCCAUUCCGUAUCGCAAACGCGUCUGACCCGGUCACUCUAGCGCCCCCCUCUGGCUUAACAGGGCCACUCAGUUACUGGCCAAAAGAAGACUAACCUCACAACCCGGAGCACUCGCCGUCUUCCUGCCCUCCGCCCCAUUGCCUCGUCCACCCCUAAGCCCCUCAUCGACCACAGAACAGGCCCCGCCCCCGCCGUGUCACUCUCCCAAGCCCGGCCGUUAAACCCAUCACUGGCAUUACCGCAGCCAUGACGACAUGUCAGCCCGUGUGACACCAGCCAGAAGCUUAACGACGUGCUGAGACGUGCUGAAUGUAGAGGAUGUUUUGGGUUCUUAGUGCUUCCACAGUGGGUUUGCAGCCAAAAGGUGACUGUGUGGAGUGGUUGAGAAAACACUAGCUGAACGGGGGGAGGGGGGGGGCAGAUGAGAUGUGUAUUUAGAUUCCUUCCGCAAGAAAGGCGGAUGUGCUAGCACUUCCCUACCUGUUAAUUAAUUAUCAACAGUGUCUCUCCCUCUCCGUUCUGUAUAUAUCUAUGUGUUUUUAACACCAGCUGGCUUAUAAGGCUAAAAAAAAAAAAAAGAAAAGAAGAACUCACAGUGCGCUUUUUAAAGUCACAAGCCUCUUAGGCUCUCUGGUCAGGUGCUCGAGGCCACGCUAAUCCGGCCCUCCUAGAAGCCGUUUAAAGAUUUACGAGGUUUCUACUGGAACUCACCCCACAGCCGCAGGCUCCAGGAUGCACUGCAUGCCAAACACGUGCGGGAGAAAGGGAGAGGGGGUCAGAGAGAAAGACAGGUGGUGCAAAGGUAUGGUUUCUCACAGGACGCUGUUGUGUGUUUAGGACUCAGCACUUGCAAAUACAAAGGUGACAGGCUGUAAAUAAAUAAAUAAGUAAGUAAAUAAAUAAAUAAAUAAACGAUGAGUGAAGAAGAAUAAGUGGAAGGAACGUAGGAAGACGUACUCUCUUUAAAGUGACAAAAAAUAAAGUGCACCAAAGGCUGAGGCUGCAGGGAUUUUUGUACAACACAUCCUUUGUUUAUUUCCUUUCAGAGCUUUUUGUUAUUUUUCCUAGACUCCUCAGGAAAAAGAUUAGAAAUCGAUGAGAAAUUGAUUACCGAGUAAUUAACCAGAGAUGUAUCAAUAUUUUUAAAAAACCUCUUUCUGCCACAUAAUGUUCUCUUUAGUCCAGUGUAAAUAUAACCAAUAAAAAAUAGCAUCUUUUUUCCGUA
Molecule: messenger RNA, 1651 nt
Organism: Anguilla rostrata (American eel)
Lineage: Eukaryota; Metazoa; Chordata; Actinopteri; Anguilliformes; Anguillidae
Gene: ly6pge
Product: lymphocyte antigen 6 family member pge
Exons: 2
Source: RefSeq, a predicted model, not a curated record